AUGAGCCGCCGCGCUGCGCUGGACGCACCGCGUAUGCGCCGAUCCAGGUCGGACACGUACCGGAGCUCCGCCGUGGCAGACGAGCCGCCGUCGGACGAGCGCAGGCGCCGCCGACUCCGUCUGCCGCGUCUGUCCUCCCCGCUCCGGCGACGAAACACGCCCACCGGUCUGGCGAGCGCGCGACGCGUGCGGUCGGACCGAUCGACUGACGCGCCUGACGAAAGCUGGUCUUCGUCCCUGGGCGUCGCGGAUGCGUCGUGGCAUGCAUCGACGCCAUCUGAGCCCAUCUCGCAGCGCCGCGUCGUACGUGCGCCCUCCAGUCCGGCGUCCUAUACCAUGAUGGGCUCCUCGCCGCCCGCGUCGCCGCCUUCCGCGUCGCCGCCUGCCUCGCCUUCCGCGUCGCCUCACGCUUCGCGUCGCGCGUUCGGUCGCCGCCGCGUCGCGCGCCAGGCCCAGGAGCCCGUGUCGGCUGGCGAGGCGGUGCGCGUCCCCGCCACGCCCACGAUGCACGACGAGCGCGCGUCCUCUCCGACGCUGGGCCGCACACCGCCUCGCCAGCCGACACCGCCGGCGCAGCUCACGGUCCCUGAGCCAGAUCGAGGCAUGUCGUCGUCGUCGAGCGUCCAGACGGAGCUCUCUCACACGGCUGCGUCCCAGGAGGAAGAAGACGUGUUUGACGACGCGGUCAGCAUGAUCCAAAGCGUGCGCGCCUCAUGGGCGCCUCAAGUCGACGAGCGCGAGCGUGCAUCGGCGGAGCAUCGGCACCGCGAGAGGCUCGUCGCCUACCAAAAGCGCCAGUCGAUGCGCAUCGAGGCGGAGCGCGAGCUGCUUGAGCGCCACUUGCGCCUCGGUCAUGAAGAUGCGCGGCGCGAGGCCGCGCGCAAGGCCGAGCUCCUCGCGGCGGAAAUGGCGCGCGAGCAGCAGGAGCUGAUGCGCCUCUUGGAGCACGAAGUGCAGCGAGCGCAGCAGCGGCGCGCCGAGCAGCAGGCCCGCGAGGCGCAAGCGACUCGCGAUGCCCAGGCGCAAGCGGAAGCCGAGGAGCGCCGGCGUCACGACGAAGCGCGGCGCCGCGACGAGGACGAGCGCCAACGCCGCGAAGCGCGCGAUCGGCGCGCCCAGCAGGAGCAUGCGCGCAUCGAAGAGCAGCUGCGUCGUCAGCGCCAAGAAGCCGCGCGCCGUGCCGACGAAGCCGCGCGGCAAGAGCGACGGGCGCGCGAGGAAGCUGCGCGGCGCGCUCGUGAAGAGCAAGAGGCGCUGCGUGCGUCGAUGCGCCACAAGUCGAUGGACGAGAUUCUCCAAGCGCGUGUCACAGCCUAUGAAGCCCGCCUCGGCACGCAUCCGACGCGAUCGCCUAUCGAGGAGCGCGCCCGCCAACGCGCCCAGCGCGAGGCGGACGACGAAGAUCGCGCGGCGCGUGUGCACGCGCGUCGGCACGAGGCACGACGGCAGGAUGAUGAUGAUGACGACGCAUCCGUAGCCGAGACGGAGCGCUCCGCCGUAUCGCGCGCCUCGGACGCGUCGCAGCUGACGGCCGUCAUGAGCCAGCUGCACAUUGUCUCGCGGCAGCAGCCGCCGGCCGUCAAGGGCAUCCUCUCGCGGCACAGCGCAGCGCUCACAGCCCAGCCGGCACUGCGCUUCCACGAGACGCGCGCGCCGUCGUCCGAGCUGCGCGGCGUGCCGCAUCCCGAUCUCGCGUGGCUCACGUACCUGAUCCAGCACCGCCUGCCGCAGCCGCUGGAGCAUGCACCGGCGCGAACGCCGCGCCAGGCGCUCGGCGCCUGGAUCCGCCAGUCGAUGGCGUCCGUCGCGACGUUCGAGACCGCCGAGCCGUCCGCCGGCUUCGCGGCCCUCGGCACCGCGCGUGCGGAUGCGCCGCAGGCCGUGGCGUCGUUCCUCGCGCUGUGGGAGCACGCGCCAGUCGUGCACCGCAUCCUGGCGUCGCUCGACCUGCGCGACGUGCGCGUACUGUACGACGUGGCCAGGCCACUCCGCUACAUGAUCGCGCGGCCCGAUGUGCACGAGCGUCUCCUGUGCCGCUUCCUCGGGCCCGCCGGCUACGUUCCGUGGCCCGACUUGGACGACCCGCUCCCGCUCACGCUGCUCGACUGCGAGGCGUUCCACAUGUACAUGUACACGGAGAUGGAGCUGCCCGUCGCGAGUCACGCGUACCUGACCGACAUGCACCGCCUCGACCGGCGCAUCCCGCGCCUGGCGCGCAGCACCGCACGCGCGUACAGCCGCGUGCUGGCGCGCAUCCGCCUGCAGCCGCAGGGCGUGCCGGACGUGCCGGCGUCGUGGACGAUCCGCGGCCCGGAUGGCACGCCGCACGACGUCGGCAUGUCGAGUCCGUUUGUGCCCGGCUACGUGUCGACGUUCCGUGCGUGGGUGCCGUGCACGGAUGAUGAUGGCGACGACGACGACGCGUGGGGCGCCGAGAUCCGGCGCAUGGAGCGCGAGCUGUUCCUCGCCGGCAUGUGGCGCUUCCUGCAGCGCGGCGACGUCGUCGUGAAUGCGACGAACGCACAUCGAUUCCUCUUCCAUGGCGACGCAUUCGCGCCGCUCGACACGCGAUUCGACGCCGCAGGCCACCUGCCGCCGUUCAUCAACGCGCUCCUCUUCCCGACGACGUACUACGACUGGAUCCUGCCGCCGACCGACACACCCACGCUGUUCCUCGACGUGCUCCCGUGGCGCGCCGACAUCAUCUCGUCCCUGCACCUCACCCGCGAUCACGUCGAGGUCGUGCGGCCGCACGGCCCCGUGUACCGCGUCGCCAAGUGGCUGUACCGCGCCGCCUUCACGAUCAACGUGCCGCCCGAGUCGAUCGCCGCCUCCGGCUUCAUCGAGAGCGCUCACGACGCCCAUGCCAGCUGGAACGGCCGCAUCGUCCUCGAGACCGAGGGCACCACCGAGCAUGUGUGCGAGCUUUUGCGGCGCCUCGUGUCGCCCGCCGACGCGCCCGACCUGCUCGCGCUCCUGCUCGACUCGGUCGUGCAGGGCACGAACCACGCCGUCGGCUUGCCGCCCCCGCCGCCCGCCGACACCCUGCCGACAUACCCAUGGCGCCUCGAUCGGCGCCGCAGCCAGCCCGGCUGCCACUGGAUCACGCCCGUAGCUUGA
Malassezia restricta is the source of this 3120-nucleotide messenger RNA. Its product is annotated as membrane associated protein. Bases 1 to 3120 code for a protein of 1039 amino acids. The transcript has a single exon. Gene Ontology annotation, molecular function: plus-end-directed microtubule motor activity. The record is from RefSeq and is a predicted model, not a curated record. NCBI's taxonomy places the organism in Eukaryota, Fungi, Basidiomycota, Malasseziomycetes, Malasseziales, Malasseziaceae.